This is a messenger RNA of Pocillopora meandrina, 960 nucleotides long. Lineage: Eukaryota; Metazoa; Cnidaria; Anthozoa; Scleractinia; Pocilloporidae. The record is from the annotation of a GenBank genome assembly.
AUGGAUAACAAAAAUGGCAGUAACGCAACAAACAACCUUGGCAAGGAAGAUGUGAACAGAAGCGACUACAGAGGAGCAUUAGUUCUCUUUGGAUUGCUUUCAAUAUCUGCCAUUGCUGCUAACAGCCUGAUCCUGGUGCUGAUCUGGAAAAAAAGACAUCUCCGCACCACUUCCAACACAAUUCUUGCCAGUCUCGCAGUAAGUGACCUUCUCACUGGCGUGGUGGCAGUGCCAAUGGUGAUUGCGUGCACAGAGACGUUAAUACUGGAUGUCUGCAUCGCCAUGGACAUCUCAAAUCGUUUCCUGGCCUUCUCAUCUGUGGCCCACCUUAUUAUUUUAUCCGUCGACCGUUAUAUUAGAAUAAUCAAGAUCUUACAAUAUCCGUCCAUCGUCACUAAAGUAAGACUCGCUUGGACGUUGGCAUUCACGUGGGUGUUCUCACUACUGGCUUCAUUGGUGCAGCUAACUUGGGUUCUACACGCCACAAUGGAUGAUGACACAAUGAUCCGCUUUGACCUAGGAUACGACUUCUUUCACAUGAUUGCCCUCGUUAUGGUGCCCCUCUUCUUGAUGAUAAGUAUCUAUACGAAACUUUUCAUCCAUCUUCGCUGGCAAUGCAAGGAGAUCCACAGCGAUUUGUCUGGACACACGGUGUCACAGUUUAAUGCAAGGAGACGAAAAGUGAAUGAAAAAAAAACUGCUUUCUUGUUCAUUGCAAUGAUCGCAGUCUUCAUAUUUGGCCUGUUUUUGUAUUUUUUAUGGGCGAUUAUAGACGAUUUGGAAGUAAUAGGGCUUCUUAACAUAGAGCGAAGCGCACAGAACAUAAUUGUCCCUGUCAUCAUUUUCCUUCGCUUUUUGAGCGCGCUGUGUAAUCCCCUUCUGUGUACAUUCAUGAAGCAAGACUUUUUAGACGCUUUGAAAUCCUUUCUGAAUGCGUUAAGAAGUUCGAGAAGGGUUUAA